This is a messenger RNA of Cuscuta campestris, 1927 nucleotides long. The record is from the annotation of a GenBank genome assembly. NCBI's taxonomy places the organism in Eukaryota, Viridiplantae, Streptophyta, Magnoliopsida, Solanales, Convolvulaceae.
CACACACAGUUCAGUUCACAAAUCUACAUGGUAUCGGAGCAUUCCCUGGGAAAGAACAUGAAACCCUAGGGUUUCUUCUUCGUCAGUUCAUCCUCGUCCGGCGCACGUCUAUCCUUCGCCGGUGGUCUUCCGCUUCUAGUCAGUCACUCUAGUCGCUGCCUCUCUUCUGUUCGCAUCUGUUUCUUCGAAGAUGGCAGCGGAGAACACGUCAAAUACCAACCGCACACGGUUGAUUCAUGACCCUUCCUCCAUCUAUUAUCUACAUCCUUCUGAAGGUCCCGGCAAUUCUCUCACUAAAUAUUUGUUGAAGAGUGAUAACUUUGAUAUAUGGGAGAAAGCUAUACGCAAUGCACUUGGAGGUCGUGGGAAAGCUAUUUUCUUGUCAUCCGUAGGAGUGCCGAAGCCUACCGAUGAACACGAGUUGUCUGCUUGCUGUUCGAAUGGACCACGUAUUUAUCAGUUAAAAUCUGAGUUAAAUUCUCUUCGUCAAAAGGGUCAAAGUGUGAUCUCUUAUUAUAAUCAGUUCAUCACCUUGUGGAAUCAAUUGCAUGGUUCGAAGAAUCCUACCAAUGGGUGCAAAUGCGAGGCUGCCGCCGUCAUGCGUGUCCUUGUUGAGCGUGACAAAACCAUUGAUUUUCUUCUUGGGCUUGACGAUGAACAAUUCGGUCAUAUUCGGUCUCAAAUAAUGGCCACCGAUCCUGUCCCGGAUAUUGAUCGUGCUUACUCCUUGAUUUCUCAAGAAGAACGGCAUCGUCAUAUUGUUCGUACUCGUGAUGAUCGCACCGAACAGUCCUCACCAUUGUCCACAGAUCAGUCCCCUUCCUCGUCCACUUCUUCUGCCCCGUCUUCAUCUUCUUCCCCGGCAGCCACGCAUGGGGAGAUAUCUUCCACAGCCGAGUCCCCGGUGCCCCUACCACCUCGUACUCGGCGCCUCCCUCCCCGUCUUAACGAUUAUGUCCUUAAUUGCGCCACAGCGAAUACUCCAGUUUUGUCCUCGCCUAGUUCGGUCCCAUCCGGUACUCGUUUCCCUAUCACUAACUGUGUUCAUUAUGAUAAGUUGCAUGACAGGUACAAGGGCUUUCUCGGUGCCAUUGAUGUUUCACCGGUUCCUAAGUCUUAUCGCGAGGCUGUCAAGUUCGCCUCUUGGAGAGAGGCGAUGGCACAGGAGUUCACAGCUUUGGAACGGAACCACACAUGGGAUAUCACUGAUCUUCCUCCUAAUCGGCGGGCACUCGGCUGCCAAUGGGUUUUUCGCACCAAGUACAGAAAAACACUACAAGCUCGCUCACAUCCAAAAAAAGCAGAAACAAUGGAGACUUCCCAAAUCUAUGCAGAAGAAGAAUGCCACAGCUGCGAAUCCGGGUGGACGAUGUACAUCGGCUCCCCUCCCAACUACGACUCCUCCCCGUCGUUCUCCGAAGAAGAAGGUGAUGAUGAGCUCGUCAUCGACAAAGACUCCUACGACGAAAACAGCGACGACUCCAUGGCCUCCGACGCCUCGUCGGGCCCCACCCGCUACUGCAUGCCGCAGCAGCGGGCUCGCGGCACGAUGGAGGCUGUUGAUGAUAAGACUAGCAAAAAAGUUAGGAUUGAUGAUGAUGAUGAUGAGCCAAAGGUGAGUUGGUCGUCAAAUUACAUUAUUGCCCCCAAGAUGAAGAAGAAUAAGAUGAAGAAGAAUGGGGGAAAGGAAGAGUGUGUCCAUAGUGCAAAAGGAGGUGUUGCUGAUUCCAAGAUGGAGAGGAAGAAGAGUUGGAGGCUAGGGUAAAAAAGGAAAGUGAUGAUUUAUAUUCUGAAUUAACUACUCGUAAUUCCUUAAUUAAUAAUGUGAUCUUAUAUUAGUAUUAUUAAUUAGUGCAAGGUACCAUUAAAAAUUAUUCAAUAAUUAUUCUAGUAAUUACAAAUAUAUUAAUGAAAGGGGGGAAAUUUU